Messenger RNA from Ectocarpus siliculosus, 6072 nucleotides. Lineage: Eukaryota; Phaeophyceae; Ectocarpales; Ectocarpaceae. The record is from the annotation of a GenBank genome assembly.
AUGCACGUGUGGGAGUAUCGAAACCGGCGGCACAGGGGGCUUACGCGGAAGCCCCCACGGCCACAGGCUUACGCUUCCUCCUUUCUGUCGCGCGAGAGCCAGCAGCACGAGGCAGAACUCCGGGAUGAGGAGAUUCGGCGCCAGGAGCUGGAGAACACCGAGGUGGAAAUCAAGCAGGAGGAGAUAAGGAAACUUCUAAUGGAGUAUAUGAAUGAUCCCGGGGGAAAGAAGGAGCUUGACGAGGUGGUGGAAAACCUGAGGCACUGGAAGGACAACUGCAGUGCCCUCGGAUAUGCCUCCGACGGAGAGGAGCUGUCGCUGACAUCCCCCCGCUCGUCGGCAACAGCAGAUGGAAUAGACGGCGUCGCGGAAACAACUAUGGAGCGGAAGAUGCAGGAGCGUGCGGAGAGAUCGCGCAGGAAAAAUGCCCGGGAGGUUUUCGACAUGUUCGACGCUGACGGCAGCCGCACCAUCUCCACCUCCGAGAUGAAGGCGCUGUUGCAGGAGAUGUGCAUCCCCAUGAAGAAACCCCAGCUCAAGGAGCUGAUGAAGGAAGUCGACACCGAUGGGAGCGGAGAGAUCGAUUUUGACGAGUUCUACCAGUGGUACAAGGCCAACGCUUCCGCCGCGAGGAACGCCGACAAGACUAAGACGGUCGGGCUGUUCGCGACCAAGCUGGUUAAGGGCCUCACGGGAUUCACGUUUCGCAUGGAGGCUCUGCGCAUCAUCAUCGCGCACGCGCAGGCACAGGUGGAGAAACGGGAGCGAGAGCGGUUUCGCCUCGCGCGGCCACCCCGGUUCGUCUGCGAGACGUGCGGCGAGUCGUUUGCCUCCGCCAAGGAGCAGCACGGGCACACGGCCCGGAGGGAGGUGCACCACGAGGCCUGGGAGGCGGCAAAGCGAGAGGCCAUCCGGCGGUUUCAUCCGGUAUCUGUGAUCCUAGACCACACGGCAGCGCCGCCGGCAGAGGGAGCACCCGCGGAUGAGCCGCACAGAUCCCCGGACGCACCGACGGCCCGAAAGAAGCGGCUACGGCGUUUGGUGUUUAGUGACAACUUCUACAUCCUCUACGGCGGGGUCGGUUGGGGGGGGAUGGGGAGCGGUGACGUGGAGAGGGUGGAGGAGAAAAGGUGGAUCAACAAGCCGCACCCGAGGCUGGCGGACCCCGAUGAUAGGAGGGGUGCACAGCUCCGGCGAGGACAGUCGGUGGAAGGCAUCAACCCCUCCGAUUUGAGAGCGAAGGUUCCCCUAGAAGUUACGGGAGGGGGCUUCGCGCCGGACUGGGGGGGAGUUUGUAGAAGGCGAGGGGUGAACAAGGUGGCAGGGAGAGGCAGCUCGGGGCUUCAGCACAUUCUCCUUCGGUUAAUGCAAGAGAAAGCGAGGGCCUCCAACGUCUUUACGGCCGACGACGCUCUUGCAAGGGCUAAGGUUACGUUCCGAUGGGAGGGAUGGUCAUCACAACAGGUAACGCUUCAUGCGGAGUUCAACUGCUUCAAGGAGGAGGGGAUGGGCGAGGACCAGACAAAGGGUCGGAUCGGCCACGAGGCGUGUCACUACCUGUCUCCGGGGACGUACAAGUACUACUUCAUGGUGGAUGACCGCCGGACGGUGGACGUGUCCCUCCCCGUCGUUGGGGGCGGCAACGGCAACGGUAAGCCUAGCGGCAAGGUCCGAAAGGGCGGCUACGGCGAAAAGGGUAUCGAGGGCGAGCAGCUGUUCAACGUUGUCACCGUCACGAACCAGCACCUGGGGGAGGAGGGGGAGCACGCUUUGGUCAGCUUGCAGCAGAGGCGGCGGUGUCAGUCACAGCAAGACAAAUGCCUCCUUGCAUCCCCCACAUCAGGACCCCCUAUUUUUGCCCGCCAUAAUGGAGGAGAAAGCCACGAGGGAGAUGCAGAAGAAAGCGUGUCAUCGCGCCUACCGGUUGGAACAGAGGCGACGCAGUCGGCACUGGCCACGGGGGUACCGCUGACGGAGUCGAAAAUCGAGUCUGCCGACGAGGCGGACCAGCAAGCCCCCCUGAAGCGAAUAAACCUCUCGCGUCAACAGAUCUGCGACGACGGAGCGGUGUCGCUCGCCCUAGCACUUCGCCAAAACGUCCGUGUCGAGGAGUUGGACUUGAGCUUCAACCGAAUAUCUGGUGCGGGCAUUGCCGCGCUUGCUGCCUCCCUCGGGGACCCAAGGUGUCGACUCUCGUGGCUGAGCCUCUCCCAGAACGGCAUCGGCCGCCGUGGCGGCGAACAUCUCGGGAAGAUGCUUGCGGGAGGCAGUGAAGACGACGGGGGGGCUCAGUGGGGUCAGAUCUUGGAUGGUAACGACAUCGGCCACGACGGGACGCAGGGCCUGUGCGAAGCCCUGCUGCAGAACCACUCCAUUUUGAAGCUCAGCCUCCGGAGGAACUUGCUGUUGGCCGACUCCGCGGAGAGACUAGCCCAGCUGCUUCUACGCAACGGCGCUAUCGAGACGCUGGACCUCGCCUACAACCCGAUCGGGCCGGAGGGGCUGAGGCGGCUGAGCGGGUUCUUGUGGAAGAACACGAGCCUCGAAACGCUUGGCCUCCGCGGGUGCGAGGUCGAGCCGACCGGGGUCAAGUCCGGCAUCUACACUCUCGCGCAGGGAUUGUGCACCAAUCGUGCGCUGACGUCGUUAGAUCUUGCCGCCAACGAGCUGGAUGAGUACGCGGGGCAAGAGCUCGCGCACUCGCUGGUCAAGAAUAAGACGCUCACCGACAUCGACCUAACCGGCAACAACGUUCCGGACGAGUGGCUGCGUGAGCACCACAAGAUUUGCAGCGAGGUGUACGACAUCCUGCCGUCCCUGGCGGAGAGUCUCCGCCUCAACCGCGCCAGACGGACCGACCUCAUCACCACCAUCGGCCGGAGGGCGUCCCCGCGCACGAUUCACCUGGAGAGGACCCGAGCGAAGGAGGCCCGCGCGUCCGAGCGGCGGCGGCGGCUGGAGAAGAGGAGAAGGAGACGGGAGGCCGUCGAGCGCGCCAGCAGUAGGCGCCGGCACCGGCGGCAGCAGCAGCAACAACAACAGCAGCAGGGUAGGAACGUGGUGGAGAAGGCGGAAGAGCAGGAGCAGGAAGAGGUGGGAGGAGUCUCCGGGGGAACCGACAAGGAGGCGAGAAGGGUGCACGAGGAGAAAGCGGGCGGAAGCGACGAGUGGCGGGAGAAGCCUUCGGGUGGUUUGUCGGGGGAGGGGGAGGGCUUGGUGUCCGGACGAAAAAACAGGAGAGAGAAAGAGUCGAACGCUUGUGAGGCGCCACCGAUCUCAGCCAAUACGGCCGGGAGGGUGCCGGGAGCAGGGACUGAGGGCGAUAGUGUCGAAGAAGCCAUGAAGACGAAACCGUCAGUCCCAACUACCGCGGACGAGCCGACGCCAGUCCGAGGUAAGCGCCGGCGGCGAGACCAAGGCACCGGUGUCCAUGCCGAACAGUCAACCGCCGUGGCAACAUCGGGGGUCAGCAGCCCGGUGUCAGGGGGAGGCAAGGCAAGGGUCGACAGUAGUCCACCUCGAAGGUUGCGACGGCAAAGGGAGCGCCCCACGCGGCCAGCAUCGCCGUCGGCGUUGUCGACCCGAGGGAGGGGGGCAGGAGAGGGACGGGGGCACGACCGAAAGUCGGGGGGAGCAACAGCAGAAGAGGAGGCGAUGGAAGGAGCCGCCGGGAGCGACGGCAUACGGCGUGUCCCCGGGGUUUGGACGCGACGAGGCGUGUGGGCGCCGGCGAACAAGCUCGCGGAGGACCGGGCUCGGGUGGAAGGGAGGAGAAUAGGGGACCGGCAGAGGCAGCUACGGGAGGACGAGGCCGUGCACGAGGCCGGUGCGGCAAAGCGCGAGGAGGUACUGGAGUACCUCAGCACGACGGACGGAGAAGCGCUUGUGGCGAGGGUAGCAGCCGUGCUCGUUCAUGCUCAGCGCGAAGAGGACCGUGCGACCAAGCGUGAGCGAAAGGAGGAGCUGCAAGCUCUCACGCUCCACAGAAAGAGGAAGGCUUUGAUGACGAAGCGGCGCCACAGCGAUGGGCCCGGGGGGUUGUUGACAUUGACAGCGACCAGAACGCUUCCCUCGUGGCUGGCGGGCUGGACGGGCAACGCGAAAUCGCUUAGAUACUCGGGAGAGUCACCAGCAGGGCCGGUGCCGAAGAUGACGGCGACCGAAGCAACGGCAGGAAAUGCCAUGCCCGCCUUGACAGCUGCUGCAACAGGACCCAAGGCAGCAGGGCCGGCGAAGAAGGCGGGUUGGGGUGAGACCGCAGUGUCGGAAGCCGAAGAGUCACUCGGUGGCCUCGUGAGUCUUGUGUCUACCUCGUCAUCCUUGCCGAGUUUUGCUGCGGCAUCGCAGAUGGAAGAGGAAGAUGAGGAGGAAAUCAAGAGAAGCCUUCGAGAGAUGCAGGACGGAAAGAAGGCGUGGGACGUGAAGCACCGACCCCCGUUCCUGAAGGUAUUCGGACGAUUCGACCCGGAGGGGCGCGGGGAGAUGCUGGCAUCCGACAUCGGGGAUCUGAUGGCGCAGCUGAGGCUCCCCGAGGCCGUCAGGCCGGAGGAGGUGAAAAAAGUCGCCGCCCAGCUCACCAAGAUUGCUGACGAAGAACGAAAAGCGGUCCAGGCGGCAAGGGAGAGAGCGAUCCGGCGCUCCGGGUUGGAUCAAGGGACGUCCGCGCCUAGGCCGUUCACCACGGGAAGCGGUGAAAAGACGGUAUGCAUGACACACCUCUGGAGGUGGCACCGGCGGGAGCACUUGCAAUGGAGGCCCAGCUUCACGGCGCCGUCUCGCAAGGAACUCCGGCAGCUCAACAAUCGACAGCGGAAGCGGGAACGCUGGGGGGAGGUAUCUCGAGAUUGGGCUCGUCGCGUGAUUCUGGUGGUCGGCGAGAGGGAGGCUCGGCUGCAGGCGGCCGAGAGGUUCAGAGGCCUCGACCCGCCCCGCUUCGUCUGCCCCGAGUGUCAUGAGUUCGGCUGCUCUACCCCCGACGCCCUGGACGAGCACCUUGGUGACGAACCGUGGCACGCCGUCAACGCUGCCCUCCAGGAACGGUUCGAGGAGAACGCCGACAUCGUUGCGGUGGCGAGGCGGGCCGGCGGGUCGCACAGCUUCCCGGAAUACUUUCACGUGGCGAGGGAAAUGCCGGAGGAGACCGAGCUACAAGUUCACGAGGAUGCGAUCAACUUCAAGUCCCACCGAGGGGUCUACGUCAAGCACACCAUGGCUGACACCAAGAAGGGGUCAAGGCGGCGCCGCGUCGUCAUGACACGCAUGACCCUCCCCCCCGCCCGGUCGGCCGCGAAGAUCGCCGCGUCUACCGCCCAUCUCUCCGCCACCGCCGGCGGCGGUGGCGUCGGCGGCGUCGGCACGUUGGCCUCGACCCUUGCCCGACCGGUGACCCUGGCGUCUUCGGGGCUGUCGACGCUUGGGCACGCCGCGGCGACGGGCCUGCAAGCCCUAGCGUACACUCUGCACCACGGCGGGGCCCGCCCUCCACCCCGCGAGCCGGAGGCGUUGGCCCCGGGGACUGCGGUUUUCAAGCCCCGGGUGGUGCGGUUCCUUCUCCCUCGAGUCUAUUGUCACGCCGCGGGACUUCCGGCAGGAACGAUGCUUAAAGUUCGAACGGAACCCGGCGGCGCCGAAGGAGAACGCGGGGGUUGGGGGGGCCACGGGGGAGAAGAGGCCGUUGAAGGGGGGGGGCAUGUUUUGGGCAGGAUCGGCGCCGAUCAGUGCGUGAUAGCGCAUGCGACCUCCGGGGAUUGGCUACAGGUCCAAUAUAAGAACUACGAAGCGGCGUGGAUGCUGACAUCGUACCGUGGAAGGAAGAUGUUGGCCCCCUUUCCAGACGUCCAUCCGGGAGUUAAAAUCCUUGUGGAGGCGACCACUAGGUAUGAUGGAUUUCGCGACAGGGGUAUUGCCAACGGGGGCGUGGACCGGGUGAGGGAUAGUCCUUUCCCAAUGCCGCUCGAGGUGUUGGAGAGACAGGAGGAGGAGCGGAUCAAGGCAGCGGCUGCCACUACGGCGGUCACUGAGCUUGCAGGGAAGACGACGACCGUUUUGGAUGAAGGGGCGAUCUACGGGUAG